Messenger RNA from Epinephelus lanceolatus (giant grouper), 1443 nucleotides. The record is from RefSeq and is a predicted model, not a curated record. Lineage: Eukaryota; Metazoa; Chordata; Actinopteri; Perciformes; Serranidae.
AUGGUUGAGAAUGACGAAGAUAAGAUCCUGUGGGACUUCCAGAUCCAGACUGACAAACAAGUGAUGGCUAACCAACUGGACAUGGUGUUGAUCGACCAACAAAAGAAGAAGGCAGUGGUGAUAGAUGUAGCAAUCCCAAACGACACAGCAGUAACUACAGAUGGAUCAGUCAUGCAUGCUCUGGCUCCUGAACAUUGUGACAUUGACAUUUUACACAAAGGACAGACCAUCAGUGAUUUCAUAGAAGAUAAAAUAAAAGAGCUUGGUUCAGUGGAAAGUGAAGAACCAUUUUGUGUGGCAAAUCUAGACAGUGUGUUUAAGAAGCACCUCAGAUGGCUUACUGAAUUACCUCGAGUCAAGCCUUUCUAUGCAGUGAAGUGCAACAACACAGCAGCAGUUCUGAAGAUGAUGAGUGCUCUGGACACUGGUUUCGACUGUGCUAGCAAGGGUGAGAUCCAGCUGGCCCUGUCCCUCGGAGUGACACCUGACAAAAUCAUUUACGCACACACAACCAAACCACUGUCGCACAUCAAAUAUGCCUGUGCUCAUGGAGUAGAUAUGAUGACUUUUGAUAGUGAGGAUGAACUCCUAAAAAUUUCUCUGUGUCACGCCAAAGCCAAACUUGUGCUCCGCAUUGCAGUGGAUGACUCUAAAUCACUGAUAAGACUUAGCUCAAAGUUUGGAGCCAGACUUGUGUCGGUUGGUAAGCUGCUGGAACGUGCUAGAGAGCUGGGCUUAGAGGUCAUUGGGGUCAGCUUUCAUGUAGGCAGCGGGUGCACUGGAAGUUUAGCGUUCAAGCAGGCCAUAGCAGAUGCCCGACGUGUCUUUGACAUAGCGAAUUUGUUGGGCUUCCAGAUGACUCUGUUGGAUAUUGGUGGAGGGUUCCCUGGGAGAGAUGACCUUCAAGUAAAAUUUGAAGAGUUUCCCGAAGUCAUUAAUGGAGCAUUGGAUGAAUUCUUCCCACCUGACAGUGGGGUGCAGAUUAUUGCAGAACCAGGCCGAUACUAUGUGGAAUCAGCCUUCACACUGGCAGCCAAUGUCAUUGCCAAAAGAGUAAUCUUAGAUGAUACGGAUCAACAUAGCGACGCUGAGGAAAACAGGCCUGACCGAAUGAUGAUGUACUACAUUAAUGAUGGGGUGUAUGGCUCCCUGAAUUGCCUUAUCAAUGAUGCUGCUCACACCAAGGUGGAACCAUACCUUCAAAGGGCUGUUGAGAGGAGCGAGCAAAGACACCGGUCUGUUAUCUGGGGUCCAACCUGCGACAGCACUGACAAAGUAACUGACAGCUGCUGGAUUCCUGAGCUGCAUGUGGGCGACUGGCUUCUCAUCGACAACAUGGGCGCUUACUCUGUUACUUUAUCCAGUGACUUCAAUGGCUUUGAAAAAGCACACAUUUACCCUGUAAUGACAGCUGAGACAUGGCACGCCUUAUGCCAGAUAUAG